AUGUCACAGAAAAAACAGAUAGACCCUCUACAUUCGCUUGCGGCUGGAUCCUUAGCAGGUGCAGUGGAAGCUUCCAUCACCUACCCAUUUGAGUUCGCUAAAACUCGAUUACAGCUUGUGGAUCGUUCGUCAACGGCAUCGAGAAAUCCACUUAAACUCAUUUUCAACACAGUCAAGACAAACGGCAUCGGUGCCUUGUAUGUUGGAUGUCCGGCAUUUAUUGUUGGUAACACUGCAAAAGCAGGUGUCAGAUUUUUGGGUUUUGAUGCCAUCAAAAACAUGCUGAGAGACCCGAUCACGGGAGAGCUCAGCGGUCCCAGAGGAAUUGUAGCUGGACUGGGAGCAGGGCUACUGGAAAGUGUAGUGGCUGUGACACCUUUCGAAGCUAUCAAGACCGCUUUAAUAGAUGACAAGCAAAGUGCACAACCAAAAUACCACAGCAAUGGCAAAGGCAUGUUGCGCAACUACUCUAAAUUAGUUGUUGACCAAGGGAUCUCGGGCCUUUACCGCGGAAUUUUGCCUGUUUCGAUGAGACAGGCCGCCAACCAGGCCGUCAGACUGGGCUGCUACAACAAAAUCAAGACCAUGGUUCAGGACUACACUAAUACUCCAAAGGAUCAAUCACUGUCAUCUGGCCUCACCUUUGUGGUGGGUGCCUUCAGUGGUAUUGUGACUGUCUACACCACCAUGCCUAUUGAUACCGUUAAAACUAGAAUGCAAAGUCUCGAUUCUUCCAAAUACACAUCGACUGUGAAUUGCUUCACCACCGUCUUCAGAGAAGAAGGGCUAAAAACUUUCUGGAAAGGUGCAACUCCUAGACUAGGGAGACUCAUUCUCAGCGGUGGUAUCGUUUUUACCAUUUACGAGAAGGUUCUCGUCGUGCUGGGCGCGUAA
This is a messenger RNA of Lachancea sp. 'fantastica', 894 nucleotides long. The record is from the annotation of a GenBank genome assembly. NCBI's taxonomy places the organism in Eukaryota, Fungi, Ascomycota, Saccharomycetes, Saccharomycetales, Saccharomycetaceae.